Panicum virgatum (switchgrass) is the source of this 2884-nucleotide messenger RNA. RefSeq lists its product as uncharacterized. NCBI's taxonomy places the organism in Eukaryota, Viridiplantae, Streptophyta, Magnoliopsida, Poales, Poaceae. The coding region runs from base 1480 to 2709 and encodes 409 amino acids. The record is from RefSeq and is a predicted model, not a curated record. The transcript has 7 exons. Gene Ontology annotation, molecular function: lipid binding.
GCUGUCCAGCGAAAGCAUUAUGUUUUCCAAUGCUGGACUAUUUAAACUUAAGUGCACCUCGUCUCGUUUUGAGUGGAGUGAGUGAACUCUUCUGUAUGCAGAAAUCUGAAGUGGACUCCGGAUUAUAGUUGGUUUUUAGAUCAGUGCAACAGUGGCUGAGAACUUGUGCUAUUCAGUAGAGUAUCAGGAAUCUCCUUUGUUACUCCCAGUGUUUGUUAGCUGCCCAACCCUUCCAUGGAAGGAAGAAACAGAUACAGAACUGAAGUCAGCAACUAUUCAUGUCACAAUGGUAACAUUGACUUGGAAAAAAUCUAUUUUACAGUUUAGAACUGUAGUUGAAGUCUGAUUUUCAGCUCUAUUCUACAUCUUUGAAUUAUUCAGACCAGACUAAUUACUUUUUGUAAAAAAUACCACACGUGUUUUGCCUUAUCCUCAUAUUCAUAAAAUAUCAAUCAAUUGUUGUUAAAAUUUUGGUUCUAUUGUAAUUUUGGGAAGUAAGAAAUGAUUUGGAAGAGCAAAAUUACAGGUUGAAUCACAUAGUAACCCUUUCGUCACUAUACCUUCUCUGUUUUCCUUAUCAUUUAUCAUCUGUUUUCAUUCUUCACAGUUUCAAUGAGCAAAGGUUUCGGUGGUAAAUUUGCUCUAAAUGUGUUUUUCUUGCUCUAAAUGAGCAUUGGAGGUGUGGACAUUUGUGAACACGGACGCUCUGGAACUGAAUAUUCAGUCCUCUCUCCACCACAACAAAAUUUCACUUAAUGUUUCGGUCACUUUCACUCACACCAAAAUUAAUCUGGGCCAUUACACUAGAAUUCAAAAUGCGGAUUCCUUGGUUGGAUAAACAAUUAAUGCUGAAAGUGUUGGAGGGGGGGGCUCGCUUCCAAAGUAUUUUUUCAGUUUAUUUUUACUAUUUUUAAUUAGAUAUGAUAUCAUUUAGAAGUGAGCAAAAACACUCGCCUCACAAAAAGUGACGCAUCGUCGUUUUCUUUCGUUUGUUCCAAUCUGUAGAUUCAUCUAUCACAGGUUUCUUGGGUUCGAGCAUCCCCUGCAUUACAAGUCUGAACUCUGAACAUGCGUGAAACAGACGUUUCGGAAAUGAACUGAAUCGACAGCCGUUCCUCCACCGCAACGGAAUUUCUCGACGUCCACUCCUCGUGCCAAAUUGAAUCUGGCCCAUCACACGGAACCCUAGAACAACCGUGAAAUAAACCAUCGCUGCCCCUUGGAAAGUUGGGGACAUUAAUCUCAAAAAAAAAAUUAGGAACAUUAUCACGCCGCGGGUGCCCCCACCUCUCCAUUUCUUUUCCUAAUUUUCGCCGAUCUCUCUCUGAGUUUCUCCCCCACCUUUUUCUGGGUUUCUCCUCCCCCAUCACGGAAGGCACAAAGCCACAACGAACCCGGGCGGGUGAGCGGCCCUUGGAGAGGGAGCGAGCGCUGCGCAGCUAGACACGGACCGGGUCGCCGGUGGCAACGAGAGGCGCCAUGGCGCCGCCGCCGCCGCUGCUCGGAGGCGCCGACCUCUGGCGGCCCGCCACCGCCGCCCGCUGGGGCUGGUGGGCCACGGCCGCCGCGCUUCUCGUCGUCAUCUUGUCCCAUCUCACCGUCCUCCUCAUCCGCCGCCGCCUCCGCCUCCGCCGCCGCAGCGGAGUCGAUCGAAUCGCCCCCACCGAGGCCGCCCCCGCGCCCGCCCCCGCCUCCGCCUCCGCCUCAGGGCUGGAGGGGCUCGUGACGGAGGAGGAUCUGAGGCAGCUUGUGGGAAGCCUCGGCGUGGGCGCGCGCGAGCCGGAGGCGGAGGGCUGGGAGCAUGUCAUCUCCAAGCGGAACGACGACGUCUCCUACAGAGCCUGGUGCGACAAGCCCACGGCUGGUCCUCCUAAAUAUCUAAGUAUUACAACAUAUGAGAGAUGCUCAACAGAGCAGUUGAGGGACUUCUACAUGGAUAAUGAAUACAGAAUGGAGUGGGAUAACACUGUCACAAAGCAUGAGCAGCUGCAGUAUGAUGAGAACAGUGGGGUGGAGGUAGGGAGAACUAUUAAGAAGUUUCCACUUCUGACACAAAGGGAGUACAUAUUAGCAUGGCGAGUCUGGGAAGCAAAUGACAAAUCUUUCUAUUGUUUUAUCAAGGAAUGUGAACAUCCUCUUGCGGCACGACAGAAAAAGUUCGUUAGAGUGCGUCUUCUAAGAUCAGGAUGGUGUAUUAGGAAAAUCCCUGGCAGGGAUGCAUGCCAAAUCACAGUGCUGCAUCAUGAGGAUAAUGGAAUGAACAUAGAGAUGGCAAAGCUAGCCUUUUCCAAGGGCAUCUGGAGCUACAUAUGUAAAAUGAACAAUGCUCUACGUCGGUAUCCUCAGCAUCGCAGUCUGUCGGUAUCAAUCCAGACCAUGCAAAAACUUAUUAAGAAGUUUCCCCAGGACUUGGAGACUGCCAUGGAUGCAAGUCUUCCAGCUUCACAGCCUACAGCAGGAACGGCUGUUCCUUCAACCCAGAAUGCCAGGACAUCACCAUGCAAGCUACCAGGCAAGAAGUCUUCUCGGCAAAUGAUCGCAAGUGGACUUCUGCUGGUUGGAAGCAUUGUUUGCCUAUCUCGGGGCCGGUCCAACCUUGGUGCUCAGCUCGCGAUGGCAUUCUUCCUGAAGAAGGCCUUCAAGCAAGAGAGAGAAUCAGGUUCAUCGACAUCAAGGGGGAAAAGAGAUGUCACUAGAUCCAGGCGGUAGCAGCAGUAUAGGCUAGUAUUAACUUUGUUCAAAUUAGAAAAAAAAUGACUACACUCUGUUUGAAUGGAUACUGAUUGUAAAGAGUUCUUCCAGCACGAAUUAUGUAAAUAAUCGUUUUGAAAUAACUACAUACAUGCACACAGUAAAUUUUGCUGUUUCAUCGAGUUGACUUAAA